GAUGCGAAACGUGCUCCUCUGGACGCUAUUUGUGGCCAUUUCAACAUCGGCCGCUGUGCUAGAUAACUUCAUUUCUGACACAGGUUCGUGUCGAUUGGACGAUGAAUUGAUUCGGGAAAUUCGCGGUUACCAACCGGUCGUGGAUAUGAUUAUUCAUGAAAUCGUGAGUGGUCGAUUUGUUGGCAAAACAUGGGAGAGUCUGGCGGAGUUAACUGACCAGUUUGGACCUCGUAUGUCCGGAACUGAGCAGCUGGAGAAUGCAAUUGAUUAUACAGUUGAUCGGAUGAAUUAUGACGGGCUUGAAAAUGUUCACACAGAGGACGCUCCCGUGCCGCACUGGAUUCGUGGUUUUGAGCACGCUGAAAUGAUUGAACCAUUCAAGAAACGACUACCUAUUCUCGGAUUGGGAUCAACAGUUGGUACACCUGAGGGUGGGAUAACUGCAGAGGUGGUCGUUGUAGAAUCCUUCGAAGAGUUGGCUGCGUUGCCUAAUGCAGUGGUAGAGGGGAAAAUAGUGGUAUUUGUUCCAGAGUGGGUUAGCUACGGGGUGACAGGUAAGUAUCGUGGUGAUGGCGCCUCAGCAGCUGCUAAGAAAGGUGCUGUAGCAAGUUUAAUCAGAUCGAUCACACCGUUUUCAAUCGGUUCUCCACAUACUGGCUGGCAAUACUAUGAGGAGGGUGUGAUAAAAAUCCCAACGGCUUGUAUAACCGCGGAAGAUGCAGAUAUGCUAUUACGAAAAUACCGUCGAGGAGAGCUGCUCAAAAUUCACUUGGUGCUGGAGGAUUAUAACUUCGAUCCUUUCAUAUCCCGAAAUGUUAUUGGAGAGCUUACAGGAACUGUUUAUAGGAAUACGUCGGUUGUGGUUGUUUCGGGGCAUUUGGAUAGUUGGGAUGUUGGCGUAGGUGCAAUGGACGACGGUGGAGGGGUUCUGAUUUCUUGGAAGGCAUUGGCGUUUUUAAAAGCUAUGGGUUUGAGACCGAGACGAACGAUUCGGUCCAUCUUAUGGACCGGGGAAGAGCAAGGACUGUAGGGUGGCAAACAGUACUAUGAGGAUCACAAAGUGCAGGGAGCGGAGGAGUUUAACUUAUUCUUAGAAUCCGAUAGUGGAACUUUUAAUCCUACUGGGUUCGAUUUUGUAGGUAACGAGGAGGCUUCAUGCAUUUUCCAGGAAAUUGUCAAACUGAUGGCGCCACUUAACUCUACCGAAUUCAGAGCUACGACUAACGCUGGCCCUGAUAUCUCCUACUGGAUCGGAGAUGGAUUUCCUGCGGCAGCCCUUAUCAAUGACAACGAGCGAUAUUUCUGGUUCCAUCACUCGGAAGGCGAUAGUAUGCGUGUGGAGAGCUCUGAAAAUUUGGAUAAAUGUGCUGCACUCUGGGCUGCUGCAGCAUAUGUGGUGGCUGAUUUAAGUAUAUCGAUACCAAGGACCACUGGCAGAAAUCCAAGAACAUGAUAUAAAAGGUGCAACCUAAAUAAUUGUUAAUGUAAUGUAUGAUCCGCAUUAAUAAACUUUUUCCGUUGAAUUUAUUUUUCUUUAUUUUUUUUCUUUCAAGCACUCAAAAAUUUCAAUUAUUCGAUCACUCUGAAACUCCAACUUUCAGCUAAGGCCCGGAAGCUGAAUACCAUAUACCAUUCGGCUCAGUUUGUCGAGAUUAGAAAAACCCUGUGAUUUGCACAAAUUAACGGCCCUAUUCUGCGCGGCGUGUGAUGUGAGACGACUAGUCUCACCUCACUUCACGUGACUUUUCUCACCCUAUUCUGAGAGUCGACUCGGGUAAGGUGAGAUUCCCCAUUGCAGUUAAAUGGGCGUCCCACGUUACCUGAACUGACUCUUCAGAAUUAGGUGAGAAAAGUCACGUAGAGUGAGGUGAGAUUAGUCGUCUCACGUCACACGCCGCGCGGAAUAGGGCCGUAAGUGAACGAUAUAAUCACAGACAGGAAUGCCACAUGUUUUUAGAGAAAAUUCUGUAAAAGAAUAUUUAAAAACUCAUGUUCGAAUACAGUCAUACUGGCGCAAUUUUGCUGAACAAUCUAUAAACUAUAUAUCAAGUCUGUAGAUGUCUAUGUCCGGCAGCAUGUCUGUAAGAGACUGUUAAAAGUCUGUAAAAUACAGAUAUGUCUGCAAAUCUGGCAUCGCUGCCACAGACAGCCCAACGCAAAUGUACCAUAUUAAAUAAACGAACUGAAUAAAACAA
Messenger RNA from Topomyia yanbarensis, 2195 nucleotides. RefSeq names its product carboxypeptidase Q-like. Gene Ontology annotation, biological process: peptide catabolic process; proteolysis. Gene Ontology annotation, molecular function: metallodipeptidase activity. Lineage: Eukaryota; Metazoa; Arthropoda; Insecta; Diptera; Culicidae. The record is from RefSeq and is a predicted model, not a curated record. The transcript is spliced from 3 exons.